Messenger RNA from Pimephales promelas (fathead minnow), 2525 nucleotides. RefSeq names its product PDZ domain-containing RING finger protein 4. Lineage: Eukaryota; Metazoa; Chordata; Actinopteri; Cypriniformes; Leuciscidae. Gene Ontology annotation, molecular function: protein binding. The record is from RefSeq and is a predicted model, not a curated record.
CUGCGCGCGCGUGUGCAUGAGGGUCCGCGCGCGGGUCACGGUUUCCCCGAGCACGAGGAUGGGCUGCAAUCUGUGCAGUUUACAGAAGAAAGAGGAGAACUACACACUACUGUACGAGAUCUCACAGGUGAACGGGAGGGAUCUGUCGAGAGCGAGCCAUGACGAGGCGGUCGAAGCUUUCCGAAGCGCCAAAGAUCCCCUCGUGGUGCAGGUGCUCCGGCGGACCCCUCUGCCCCGGGGUCAGGGGUCAUGCCAGGACCUCCAGCUGGUGGACGUGUGCACGCAGACGGAAAUCACCUUCGAGCACAUCAUGGCUCUGGCCAAACUCCGUCCUGCAACCCCACCCGUGCCGGACAUCUGCCCGUUCCUCCUGUCGGACAGUUGUCACUCUCUGCACACGAUGGAUCAGGAAUACCUGGAGGGAAGCGAGUACAUGGAGGCGGACGUCGAGAGGACGGAUGAGUUCGAGUACGAGGAGGUUGAACUGUGUCGGAUGAGCCGUCGAGAGAAGCUCGGACUCACACUGUGUUACAGGACAGACGAGGAGGAGGACAUCGACAUCUAUGUCAGCGAGAUCGAGCCGAACAGCAUCGCGGCCCGAGACGGUCGGAUCCGAGAAGGAGACCGUAUUCUACAGAUCAAUGGGCGGGACGUUCAGGACAGAGAGGAAGCUGUGGCCGUUCUCACUAAUGAAGAAAGCAGGAAUAUCGUUCUGCUGGUCGCCAGGCCGGAAAUGCAGGAGGAGCCGUGGCUGGACGACGAGCACAGCGAGUUCCUCGAGGAGCUGAAGAUGGAGAUGCUGGAGGAGCAGAGGAGAGAAGAGGAGGAGGAGAGGAACCCAGCCGAGGCCAGAGGAGCUUCAGAAGAAAACAUCACAGCGUCCUGCUCUUACAACCAGCAGAAGAUCAGUCCUGCCGACGGUCCGGAGAAGAAGGUGCUCGCUCAGAUCCAGAAGAGACUGUCGCGGUGUCUGCGGGAGGAGAAGGAGCUUCCCGAAGGAGACCGAUAUCAGCAGCUGCUGGAGCUCAAGUGUCAGAUCCGCAACAGCGGCGAGUUCGACCUCUUCUACUCGCGCAGCAGCACCAUCGAGUGUAGCGGCGUCCAGCGCGAGCUCCGCAUGCUCAACGAGGAGCUGCGCAGCAUCGAGAUCGAGUGCCAGAACAUCAUGCGGGCGCAUCACCGCAAAGAACCGGGGACGAAGCUCGCGGACAUCAGCGAGCACCCGGAGAAGUCGGACAAAGACAGUUCGAGCGCGUACAACACGGCGGAGAGCUCGCGUAGCACGCCGCUAGCGAUGGACCGCUCGCCCGACCACAGGAUAGUCAGCCUCACUAAUCAUAGGAACCUCCGUGGAUCAUCCGUCAGUCCCGAUCACAGCAACCCGUCGGAGUCUCCCGCGGAAGACGAGCGAUCUUUGAGGACUCGAAUUGCCGCUUUAUCAAGAGCGUCAGAUGCGCGACACUACCAGAGCUACAUGGAGUUAGCACACGGUCUGCUAGGCAUGAGCGAUCCGCAAGUCGUCCAGCCGUCCGAACCCAAAAUGGAGUGGAAAGUGAAAGUCAGGAGCGACGGAACUAGAUACAUCACCAAACGUCCAGUCCGAGAUCGUCUACUCCGGGAGCGAGCCCUUAAAAUCAAGGAGGAGCGCAGCGGCGGGAUGACGACCGAUGACGACGCCAUGAGCGAGAUGAAGAUGGGCCGCUACUGGAGCAAAGAGGAGCGUAAGCAGCAUCUGCUACGGGCUAAAGAGCAGCGGCGGCGGAGGGAGUUCAUGCAGCGGAGCCGGCUGGACAGUCCACUCGGCGCCGGGGAGGUGAGCAUCAUCCAGCUCAGCCAGCGCAAGAUGAUGAAGAAGCGGAACAAGAAAAUUCUGGACAACUGGAUGACCAUUCAGGAGUUGAUGACGCACGGGGAGAAAGCGGCGGAAGGAUCCAAAGUGCAUAACGCCUUCCUGUCCGUUACAACUGUAUAGAUCCUCAGACUUUACCCAUGUGGUACGAUCUACAUUUGCCUCGUUCAAUGUGGCAAUUUUUAUGAGAAGAGACCAGAUGAAUAUUUUUCACACUUUGUUAAUGUUUUCUAAGCAGUUAAACAAGUUUCAUUGCAUUUUUUUGUUACUGUAAUAUUUGAAGGAAGGUACCUAAGGGAAUAUUUCACUCAAAGAUUGUUGUCAUAAGUCACAUAUUCAACACAAACCUGUAUGCCUUUCUAGUUGGAUGGGUGGAAAAAACAUGAUAUUGGAGGAAAAUAUAUUUCAUUUUUUUGUUUUUGCUCACAAUAGUUUGAGAAACUUUUCAAAAUUUCAUUCACAUAUUUUUUUUUACAUUUUUAAUUUAAACUUUGCGUUAGCCUGUUUGCUCACUGAAGUUUUGCUUCCGUCCAUUUUUUUGGAACAUUUUGAACAUGAAAAUGUAAAGAUAUUCGACCCAUUACCUUACUUAAGUUUUGCUUUCGUCCACUUGUCAAAUUGUCAAUUUUUUUUAACAGUGCAUUCAUUUGCUUACAAAAGUUUUGCUUUAGUCUAU